Bactrocera oleae (olive fruit fly) is the source of this 467-nucleotide messenger RNA. The record is from RefSeq and is a predicted model, not a curated record. Lineage: Eukaryota; Metazoa; Arthropoda; Insecta; Diptera; Tephritidae.
AGGACUUCCAAACCGGCGCCCUCAUGUUGGCGGGUCAAAAGAAAGAGGUUUUGGAUAACGGCGCCGCCGCACACGAUCAAAAGCAAUUCGAAUUUAUGGGCAUCAAGGUAAGCAAUGAUAUGGUAUUCGGCUUUGGCGAUGCGUUGAAAAUGCCGGGACGUAGGCGCAGACUUGAAGUCGACCCACAGCCAACGGAAGCAGAUAAUUCUAUAAGCAAUGAUGCGGAUUAUUCAUUCCAUACUGAGUACAUUGAUUGUGUGCCAUACAUCGAAAAUGAGGAACGUAAAAAACGUGGCGCUUCUCGACACAGUUCGUCGCAGAGUAGUUCAUCGUACUCAUCGUCAGAUUCAUCGUUCUCGUCUCUCGCUUCGUCGAGUGAAUCGGAAGAACGUUAGGGCACGAUGACGCGAUGAAAAAGAACUUAAGCUCGAAUUUUUCAAUAAAAUAUGUUUUUUUUUUAUCAGAAA